Molecule: messenger RNA, 1359 nt
Organism: Gossypium arboreum
Lineage: Eukaryota; Viridiplantae; Streptophyta; Magnoliopsida; Malvales; Malvaceae
Exons: 3
Coding region: 1-1359 (452 amino acids)
Source: RefSeq, a predicted model, not a curated record
AUGGGCAUCGUGAAAUUUGACGAUACAUCCAGUGCAGAGAAUCCAUUACCCAACCAUGGAGAUAUGGGGAUAAAUGCGAUAAUUGAGAGUUCGGGGAAAGAAAUUAAGGUGAAUAUUGCAGAAGUGAACACCUCGCUGAAAGAAUUCCAUGAUCAAGAAGAUCACAAGAUUCAGAAAUACAGCGAAUUCAGGGUUUUAUUACAAGGAUUGAUGGAUAAUAAGGAGCUGGAAUUCUUUGAAUAUGUUGGGAGCCCAGAAGAAACAAAUGUGUGUGCCUCCGAAGAGAGGUCGAUGAAGGACGUUUACAAAGUCAACCACCCAGUGGUUAUCAUAUCGCGUCCGAGAAUAAAUGAAGUUGGGGCACAAGUUGCACCAAAGGUCGUAAUCCAGAAGCUCGUUGCUUUCCCUUAUAAAGAUAGCAAAAGGGUGCCGUGGAACUAUAGCUGCAAUGUGACAAUCCCGGGAGAGGAGAUCCCGAUUAAUGCAUCAGAGGAAGGUCAAGAUGAGGGUUUUUAUACGUGCAGUGGAAGGCGUUAUACCCCAAAUACAAAAGUCGAGCAGGUUAAAGGAAAAUCAUUAGCAAUUGAACAAGAGAAAGAGAAGCCGGCGGGACCUGAACCAACUGUUAAUGAGCCAGUGACUGAAAAAGAAGCAAAAGAAUUCUUAAAAUUCUUGAAGCACAGCGAAUAUAGUGUCAUAGAACAGUUGCACAAACAGCCAGCUCUCAACAAUAUAAGUGCCGACAACUUCAUUUUCUUUAACGACGAUAAAAUACCACCGAGAGGUAUGGGGUCCACAAAGGCUCUGUACAUUACCGCACGUUGCAAGGGAUUCACAUUGCCGGGGGUAUUGAUUGAUAAUGGAUCGGCACUAAAUGUCCUACCUCUAUCCAUAUUAAAUAAGUUGCUCGUGGAUAGUUCCCAUAAGAAAACAUGCCAAAAUGUGGUCAGGACGUUCAAUGGUACCGAAAAGAAAGUAAUAGGGAGGAUCGAAAUACCCCUUUUAAUUGGCCCUAGCACGUACGAGAUAGAUUUCUUGGUAAUGGACAUCAGGCCCUCUUACAAUUGCUUAUUGGGAAGGCCUUGGAUUCACUCAGCGGGGGCAGUGCCGUUAUCAUUACAUCAAAAGCUCAAAUUUAUAACGGAAGGACGAUUGGUGACCGUGAAUGCGGAAGAAGAUAUCAUUGCAUCCGUUACCAGCAAUGCACCAUAUGUAGGGACAGAUGAUGAAGCCAUAGAGUGUUCUUUUCGGUCAUUAGAAUUUGUAAAUGCGACCUUUGUUGUUGAAGGAAAUAAGAUCCCGACGCCCAGUAUCUCUAAAACUACAAGAAUGGGCCUACUAUUGACAGUUGGGAAAUGA